Cyclocybe aegerita is the source of this 327-nucleotide messenger RNA. The record is from the annotation of a GenBank genome assembly. NCBI's taxonomy places the organism in Eukaryota, Fungi, Basidiomycota, Agaricomycetes, Agaricales, Hemipholiotaceae.
AUGAAGCUCUCCUCGAUUUUCUACGCCUUCACCCUCUUCGUUGCUGUCGCCCAAGGAAGUUCUGAAUACGACGAGCUCGAAGCGCGACAAUGGCUCGAUGACUUGAGCGCACGCGAGCUUGUGCUCGACUACCACGCGCGCUCAGGCGUCCUGGAGGAGUUCUCCACCCGUGAGCUCAUCGACGAGCUCCAAGGCCGCCUUGAGCGUCGAGGACAAGGCCACUCGAAGCCCAAGCCCCCUCCGCCCUACGUCUGCCCAUAUUGCGGGGCUAAGUAUAACACAGCCAAGGAGGCCAAGGACUGCAGCAAAUUCUGCAAAGCCAAGUAA